Molecule: messenger RNA, 1513 nt
Organism: Meleagris gallopavo (turkey)
Lineage: Eukaryota; Metazoa; Chordata; Aves; Galliformes; Phasianidae
Source: RefSeq, a predicted model, not a curated record
GCCGCGGGCUGCGCGUCGUUUCCCUUCGGGUCCGUGCAGCGUGGCCGCCGCUUCCCCCGGCGGCAUGGCGGGGGCGGGGAAGGUGUUCGCCACGCUGAGGAACCACUGGAAGAAAACCACGUUCGGUGUGUGCUUGCUGAGCUGGGGGGGGAACUGGCUGUACGGGAAGCACUGCGAUAACCUGCUACGGAGAGCCGCGUGCCUAGAAGCCCAGGUUUUUGGCAACGAACUGAUUCCUUCCAAUAUGCCUUUGAAGAAAGCAACAGUUUUCCUCAAUCCAGCAGCUUGCAAAGGCAAAGCCAGGAACCUUUUUGAGAAAAAUGCUGCUCCGAUUUUGCACCUGUCUGGCUUGGAUGUAAAUAUAGUUACGACUGAUUACGAAGGACAAGCAAAAAAACUGAUGGAACUGAUGGAAAACACAGAUCUGAUCAUUAUUGCAGGAGGAGAUGGCACAGUACAAGAGGUCGUAACUGGACUUCUUCGCAGAGCAGAUGAGGCUGCCUUCAGUAAGAUUCCUAUAGGAUUUAUACCUCUUGGAAAGACCUGCACUUUGAGCCACACUCUCUACCCUGAGAGUGUGAACCAAGUACAGUAAGUAUUACGUGUUUCUGAAAGGUAGCUUUUGUUUGUUUUCAAGGAGCAAUGCUUCUUGGUAGUUUGGCACUUCCUUUUUCUUCUGUGUUACAUGAAAGUUGGCAGUCUCUGGACAGAGCCUGAUGAUUCGGUUCGAUAUAAGAUUGUUUUGUCCACUUCUAAACCAAAGUCUAGUCAAUUAAUCUUUCUUUUCCUCACACUUCAUUCCCUUUCAAUAUUUCCUCCCUUUCCUUUCGUGCUAACAAAUAUAUUUCUCCUUGCUACUGAAAUCUGUUCGCUCUGGUUCUCCCAGUGACUAAUUAGCAUUCUUAUUCACGGGACCCUUGCUGAUAUCCCUCACACAUAAAAUCCACGAGCCAACUGGCAUAACAUCUUUCAUUAAUGCCACCAGAGUGCUUUGAAGCUCAGCAGGAUGGACAAGGCUGCAAUCAGCAGCAAAAAUUAAAAUAAUAAUUUAUAUUUGAGUUCUAAAGAAGCUGUUUGAAAUGAGUGAUCUUUUUGUCCUCAGAUACUGAACUGUGCAGGUGAUACUGCAGCAUACUGGUGAAGCUGAAAGGAAUUUGAUCAAUAGGUUGCUGAAAGCUGAACCCGACUUAAGGAGUGUGGAAAUGAUAUUUUAAAAAGAAAUACUUUGGUUCUUUUGUCACUAUUAGAGCUAUUCUUUGGAGUGUAGGAAUUGCAGAGAUAUUACAGAAAGGCAGAAGCUAGGAGAAAAGAAAGACUGAGAAAGAAACAGCUUCCUUCUCUGUCUCAGUAUCCUAAGCCUGAUGAAGCCAAAGGCAGUUUCACUUGUUGAUUCACCCACGUGAUAUUGGGUUGGAUCUGAAAACUGUUUGGCUUGGUUGUUUUCCAGCUGAAACAGUGGAAUUAAGCAGUGUAGAAUUUAAAUUUACCCAACUUUGUUUAAUUAGAGAAAAAA